Messenger RNA from Zea mays, 1612 nucleotides. RefSeq lists its product as uncharacterized. The coding region runs from base 156 to 1439 and encodes 427 amino acids. The transcript has 3 exons. The record is from RefSeq and is marked validated. NCBI's taxonomy places the organism in Eukaryota, Viridiplantae, Streptophyta, Magnoliopsida, Poales, Poaceae.
AGCAAAAGAAGGAAAGGCCCAGGAGGCGUAGCCGUCCAGGGUAUUUACUUGUUGGUGGCGUUGUGCCCCUGCCAGGCAGUGGCAAAAACCAGAUCUAGGGUUCUUACCCAGAGGCGGCGACGGCGGGCAACUACUCGUGCAAGGCGGAGGCGGAGAUGGAGGCGGCGGAGGUGGAGAUGGAGGCGGCGGAGGUGGAGAUGGAGAUGGAGGUGGAGGCGGAGAGGAAGAGCGACGGCGACGGGGAAUACGAAGCUAGGAAGAAGACUCCGAUGCGGUGGUUGCGGGGGAAUGUAGAGCAUUCUGAUGCGGAGGUUGCGGAGCGGCAGAAGAGGAUGAAGCAAACCCAUGGUCAUCUGGAUGACAAGGAGGGGGAGGAGGCACGGAAAGGAGACAUUAAGAGAGAAGGGCAAUCGGAGAGCGCAAAGUCCAGGUCAGAAUCCAAUGACCAGAAAAACAAACUGAUGUAUGAGAGGUACUUGGAGUGGAAGAGGAGGAACGAGGAGAAGGAGGAGGAAGAGCGUAGGCGGUACCCCGAUAAGGUAAAUGACCCUGAAGCCUAUCAAGCUAUGUUGUUCAGGCAGAGCUGGGACAACUGCUAUUUGAAGAAGUACGGUAGCUUCGAUAAGAAGACUAAUAUCCCUUGCAAGCGAUUUACACAUAAUCUUCCGCCACGCGGUGGCACUGCUAAGCAAACUGUACAAGUAUUUUAUGUCAAAGUUGGAGGAAUAACUGGAGGUCUACAGUGGCCGCUUGAGGUGUUUGGUUUGGUUGCCCUACGUGACUCAUUAGAUUAUAAUCGUAAUAUUAUCUUUGAGCGCGAAAGGGAUAAAUGUCAGAUACUCACCGAUCAGAAUCCGUAUUUAGAACUGACAGGCCCUGUGCGUGCUGUCCUCCUAUCUGGUCGUGUGAUAUUUGAGGCUUCAUUGUAUGUGAAAGGUGCUACUAGAUCUGAUGACAAAGAAUUGAGCCUUCUAGCUAUUACUUCAUUGGGGGUAUUCAAUGAUGCUCACUCAUACUUGAUUGAGCACUCUUACACUAGCAGACUUAGCACACUUGAACUGAUGCUUGGUUAUCUUACUUAUUCUGUGGAAGCUACAAUCGAAGUGCGAGUCAUUUGCGGGACAUGGCCAGCUGAUGGUUUUCGUUUCAUCUUUGAGGCCAAUGCCGGUAUAGGACAAUGGAUUGUGUUGCUUGAGACUGCAGAGACUGCAGAUGUUGGUGAUAAGAUCAGCCUUGCACGGCAGGUUGUUUCUGUUGACUAUCAUAGAGAUAGAGAGCUGAAGGUUGUGGCCACCAUUACGAAUGGUUCUGCUACCUAUACAGAUGAAAAGGGCUUCAAACCUCUGAAAAUGGGUGCAAGCUCCAAGGAACUUAGUAUCGGUGGCUUAGGGUUGCAAGUCACUGUUUAUUGGUCCUGCUUCCCAUUUGCACCGGUUUAGUUAGUUUAAAUAUUUUUUAUUUAUUCCCAUUUGCUCCAGAUGAAAUGUUUUUUCUGCUGUUUGUUUUCUUCUCUUAAAUAGUUUCUAUUUAUUUAUUUAUGUUAGGGAUUUUCUUGAGAUCUUUAUUUCGGUAUGUAUCUAUAUGUAAAGAAGCAACAAGCAGCUUGUUUCUC